UAGGUAACAGCUUCCCAGGUCAUUCUGUACACGCGAACGGCAGCAGGUCUUACUGCAGAUGAAAUUUGUCUUUCUUCACAGUCAGCGGUUUAGUGUCCAAAGUUAAAACACACACUGUUCAUCUUUUUAGUGGCAAUUUUUAAUCCACGUAAAAUGGUGUUUUAUUUCACGAGCGCCGUGGUGAACCCUUCCUUCACGAUCUACAUGGGAAAAGACAAAUAUGAAAAUGAAGAUCUUAUCAAGUAUGGAUGGCCCGAAGAUAUCUGGUUUCACGUGGACAAACUGUCCUCAGCUCACGUAUAUCUGAGAAUGCCAAAGGGUCAAACCAUUGAUGAUAUCCCACCAGAGGUGCUGAUAGACUGCGCACAACUGGUGAAAAACAACAGCAUCCAAGGCUGUAAGAUGAACAACAUCAAUGUGGUUUACACACCGUGGGCCAACCUGAAGAAAACAGGAGACAUGGAUGUUGGACAGAUCGGCUUUUAUCGACAGAAAGAGGUAAAGAUCGUGGCAGUGGAGAAGAAGAUCAACGAGAUAAUAAACCGUCUGGAGAAAACAAAAGUGGAACGGUUCCCUGAUCUGGCAGCAGAGAAGGAAUCGAGAGAUCGGGAGGAGAGGAACGAGAAGAAAGCUCAGCUGCAGGAGCAGAAGAGGAGAGAGAAGGAGGAGCAGAAAAGGAAAAAAGAGCAAGAGGAGCUCAGGAACUACUCGUCACUGAUGAGGACUGAAAACAUGAAGACUAAUGAGGACGGCAACGAUUCAGAUGACUUCAUGUGAGAGGAGAAAACGAGGCAGCAUAAGACAGACAGCCUGCUGUCCGGCUGCUUUAGCUUCCUGUAACAGACACUGAAAAGAUUAAAAAAAACUCAGACAAACCUUUUUGGCUUUGGGACACUCGGAGCAGAAAGUGAGACAGCGAGGGAUUGAGGCGCCAGGACUCGUGGUUCAGAAACUGCUUUCAGACCAAACCGAGCUGAUUGACCUCCUUAUCGCAGAGAGGACACGGUGGACGAGGAAGCACGGGGCACCAGGAUUGAUGAGGGUCAUUUUAAGGGGGGAGACAUGCUCAGAUAGCAGAACAUUAUCUGAUGGAAUUUUCACUGCCUGAUGAUGUUCAUGCUCAUGAUGAUAAAACUGUCUGUGUCUGUGCGUUUGUUUCAUGUUGUUGCUCCCAGUGACAAUAUUUUUAUUUCCCCGCAUGACAGAUUUUAUUGAAUGCAGAUCAGUGUAUGAAUUAAAAAUCACGUUUAUUAUGAAAUCUUCUCGUGUAUUCAAAAUAGGACCAGUCAUUUCAUUUAGUUUGAGCUCUGAUGAAAAUACUAAGAAAAAACAAUAUUAAAUUUAUACAGUCUUCAUUUACAAAAGUAUAUCAUAUUUUUUCUUAUUUGCCAUCAUGACUCCUGAUGUUUACAGACCAGUGUAAAUAUCUUUUAAAGUUAAAAUUGAGUUUUUGCACAACAAUAGCCAGUAAAUCAUAACAACAUGCUGCUUAUUGUAAUAUAGAGUUAUUACCUUCGGAGGCUAUGAACCCACAGCCUUUAACACUCAGCCUUAAUAAACACAAACACUGAUCUCAGGCAAGCUGGAUGUCUCAUUAAAGGUCACAUUUUAUUCUACACUGGGAAUCUUUUCAAGGUGCUUUCAAUAGUCAUUACGCAUUGUGAUAAAGUACAUAAAGAGGUGUGUUUAUUGUGCAGACUUAUAAAAUUCUCUGUUGCUGUGACGGAGAGCUUAUGGUCAUUUGGAAGAUGAUCCCUCUGUGAGCAACACUCCCCCACUUUUAUAACAGCUGUUUAGGACAUAUCACUAUUUUUAAUUUUACAACGUGGUUUAUGAGCUUUAUUGGGCAUUAAAAAGGUUCCUUAUCACCCCAAAACACUGCGCAAACUAAAAUGAAGUAAUGUAUUAAAAGUAAUAUAAGUAAUAACUAACCUGUUCAUAUAUCAGUAUAGACUUAAACUGUGCUGUGGCAGCAAGAAGCUCAUAACAA
Messenger RNA from Pelmatolapia mariae (spotted tilapia), 1990 nucleotides. RefSeq names its product coiled-coil domain containing 25 (gene ccdc25). The coding region runs from base 154 to 777 and encodes 207 amino acids. The record is from RefSeq and is a predicted model, not a curated record. Lineage: Eukaryota; Metazoa; Chordata; Actinopteri; Cichliformes; Cichlidae. The transcript has 9 exons.